AUGGCCUCCAAGACCUAUAACGUUGGUGUGAUCGGCUACGGCUUCAGUGCCAAGAUCUUCCACAUUCCCUUCGUGGAGCAGCUUCCCGAGCUCAAGCUUUAUGCGGUUGUGCAGCGCACUCCCAAGUCCGACGACGAUGCGGAGAAGGACCACCCUGGUGUCAAGUCCUUCCGCACUACUGAUGACAUGGUCAAGGACCCGGCAGUGGAUGUGGUGAUCGUCACUACCGCCCCGGACUCCCACUUUGAUCUAUGCAAGCUGGCUUUGGAGGCUGGCAAACACGUCGUCUGCGAGAAGCCCUUCACUCCCACUCACAAGGAAGCCGAGGAGCUCGUUGCCAUCGCCAACAAACAGAACAAGCUUCUGGCCGUGUACCAGAACCGCCGCUGGGAUGCCGACUUCGUGACCCUCUCCAAGCUCGUCAAGAGCGGCGCCCUUGGCCGCAUCUCCGAGUUCGAAACCCACUUUGACCGUCACCGUCCUGAGGAGCCCGCCGCCGAGUCUCACAAGUGGAAGAACAAGGUCAUCCCCGGUGGCUCCGCCAUCUACGACCUGGGCACUCACCUUCUGGACCAAGCAGUGCAUCUGCUCGGCCUUCCCAAGCGCGUGACGGCCUUCAUCGGCUCCGCCCGCGCCUCCAACACCUCCGGCUUUGAGGACUCCUUUACCGUGCUGCUGCACUACCCCAACAACAUGAUGGUCACUGCCAAGGCGACUGUCGUCAGCCCCGAGGACGAGCAGCUCCGCUUCUGGGUGCGCGGCGAGAAGGGAAGCUUCAAGAAGUACCACCUCGACAUCCAAGAAGACCAGCUCAAGGCUGGAAUCAUGCCCCAGGACAACGGGUAUGGCCGCGAGCCCAGCGAGCGCUACGGCAUCAUCACCACCAUCCAGAACGGCAAGCCCGUCAAGGAGAUCGUUCCCACCGUCGAGCCCCCCACCUACACUGAGUACUACCGCAAGCUCGUCCGUGCCCUUGGUGGCGAAGGCGACUUGCCCGCUAGCGGUGCUGAGGCUAGCCAGGUGAUCCGGCUGAUCGAGUUGGCUCGUGAGAGCUCCAAGACUGGCCGGACCCUGGACGUUUAG
Penicillium cinerascens is the source of this 1083-nucleotide messenger RNA. RefSeq names its product putative NAD binding Rossmann fold oxidoreductase. NCBI's taxonomy places the organism in Eukaryota, Fungi, Ascomycota, Eurotiomycetes, Eurotiales, Aspergillaceae. Gene Ontology annotation, molecular function: nucleotide binding. The record is from RefSeq and is a predicted model, not a curated record. The coding region runs from base 1 to 1083 and encodes 360 amino acids. The transcript has 4 exons.